AUGGGUACGCUUACUAUAAGUCCUAAAAAAAACAAAAGUCCGCUGAUCGUCGUGUCAAACCGACUGCCGUUUGUUCUGAUUCGAAAUGCCGAAGGAAAUUUGAAGAGGAAGCCAAGUGCUGGUGGUCUUGUGACAGCCGUGACGCCAGUUGUUAUUGAAUGUAAUGGAACAUGGAUCGGGUGGACUGGUCUGUAUGAUUUUAAACCUGAUACUCCAAUACCCGAGUCUGACCCAUCGGACAAGUCUCCCGUUGCUGGUCUAAAAUCUAGUCAGAUUGUUCCCGUAGAACUGGAAAAGGAGGAAUUUGAAGAGUUCUACAACGGCUGUUGUAAUGGUACAUUCUGGCCUCUUUUUCAUUCCAUGCCAGAUAGCGCUACAUUUGCUCGCAAAGACUGGAUAACGUAUUGCAGAGUAAAUGAAAAGUUUGCCAAUUGCGUUUUGGACACUUUACGACAAGCCAUAAAAAAACUAGACGAUGCCGGAGAUGAAGACACGGUUCCCAUGGUAUGGAUACACGAUUAUCAGUUGUUGACAGCAGGGAAGACGAUACGAGAAGUGUGUAAAAGUGAAAACCUCCGGGUUAAACUUGGUUUCUUUUUGCACAUACCGUUCCCGUCGUGGGACAUUAUGAAAUUGUUGCCUUGGGAUAAAGACGUUUUCGACGGGUUAUUAGCUUACGAUGUCGUCGGGUUCCACACUAUUGAUUAUUGUUCAAAUUUUAUGGAAUGCUGUGAUCGGCAACCUAAUUGCAUAGUAGACCGAUCGAACAUGAUGGUAUUUGUCGAUGACCAUACCGUUGUUGUAAGACCUGUGCCUAUCGGCAUUCCGUUUCAUGAUUUUGAAAUGUUAUCGAAAAAAACUCCACCUUUGUUAAACGUUUCGGGAGACUCAAAAGUCAUACUCGGCGUGGACAGGCUAGAUUAUACUAAAGGAAUAGUUAAUCGGAUCCUGGCGUACGAGAAAUUCCUCGAAAGGUAUCCCGGCAAUAAGGGAAAAGUCGUCUUCAUACAAAUAGCAGUACCCUCAAGAACGGACAUUAAGGUGUAUCAAACGUUGAAAGACGAAGUGGAACAGCUAAUCGGCCGAAUCAUAGGACGUUUUUCUACGACCAGCUGGUCUCCAAUUCGGUACAUCUACGGAGGCCUCUCUCAAGAGGAGCUGGCGUGCCUAUACAGGUACUCCAGUGUAGCGCUAGUCACUCCGCUCAGGGACGGCAUGAACUUGGUAGCCAAAGAGUUUGUGGCCUGUCAAACAGGCGAACCCGGCGUGUUGGUGUUGUCGCCUUUUACCGGGGCCGCCGAGAAAAUGACCGAGGCGUUAUUGGCGAAUCCCUAUGAAUUGGACCUAAUGGCCAAUGCCAUUCACACAGCUCUUGAAAUGCCACUCGACGAAAGGCAAUUGCGCAUGACCCAGCUGCGACACCGUGAACAGAUCUGGGACGUCAACUACUGGAUGUGGUCGUUUAUUUCGUUAUUGGAAACUAAAGAACAACCGAAAAAAAAAUUCUUUUCCCGCCGAAACAUAGAGAGGACUCGUUGGAGACAAGUGCGUGUUUCUAUCGGUCUAGGCAAGCAAAACUAA
This is a messenger RNA of Adelges cooleyi (spruce gall adelgid), 1581 nucleotides long. RefSeq lists its product as uncharacterized. NCBI's taxonomy places the organism in Eukaryota, Metazoa, Arthropoda, Insecta, Hemiptera, Adelgidae. Gene Ontology annotation, biological process: trehalose biosynthetic process. The record is from RefSeq and is a predicted model, not a curated record. Gene Ontology annotation, molecular function: catalytic activity. Gene Ontology annotation, cellular component: alpha,alpha-trehalose-phosphate synthase complex (UDP-forming); cytosol. The coding region runs from base 1 to 1581 and encodes 526 amino acids. The transcript is spliced from 7 exons.